CCACCCCGCAAACUUGUUUGUUUUGGUCCGUUUUGUUUAUUUUGAAAAGCCGGGUUGAAAUUUCUCAAAAAACGUUUUUCUCCAUCUCCAUCCAAUCAAAUAGAAACGAUCAUGCCCCGCAAGUGCAUCGUCCUCGGGUGCGACACCAACCGGCACUACUACGAGCAUGGCGUGCGGUUCUUCGCCUUCCCGCCGGCCGAGUACGUCGAGCAGCGGGACCGUUGGCGCCAGCUGGUGGGCCGCGACCCGGACUGGCGCAUCCCUACGCUUUCCUGCGUUUGCCAGCGCCACUUCCGGCCGGAAGAGUUGCCGACGGAGCGGAAGCUCCCGGUGGAGGUGGUUCCGUCGGUGAAUUUGCCCACCGAAGGGGAGGUGGUGGAAGAGCCGGAACCGGCUGCGAAGCGACAACGGGUGACGGAAAAGGUGGUUCACAUUGAGAUUGUUGCCAAUGAGGGUUGUGAGGAGCAACAGAUUGUUUGUAAAUUUUGUGGAAAGCAGUCUGCUUAUUCUGAAGAGUUGGCAUUUGAAGUCUUGCGGAGGAAUGAAAAGGUCCGGGAGGAGAUUUGGGACCUCUGUUGGACGGAUGAUGGUGACGAGGGGAACCUUUGCUACGGCUGCUGGCAUAAGAUGGUAGAAUUUGAGAUUUUCGUUGAACUUUGUCGGCAACGACAGGCGGAACAUCAUCAAGAAGAAUAUCUCCAAACUGAUGAGGAGGAGCAUGAAGUGGAGCAGGUUCUACUCUCUGAUGGGCAGGAACAGGACAAUCUGGACGAAGAGUUCGACGAACUGCCACAGCUCGCCGGGCUUACCGUUGAGGAGAUGAUCGAGGAGCUGGACAAGAUUCCACCGAGAACGGUGAAGAACUCCGGAGUCGUGGUUGACAACGAAUGCUGGGACUGCGGAGAAAGCUUCCCCAACGUGAACCAGAAGAAGGAGCAUCGGAAGAACUGUAAACUCAAAGGGACGCCUGAUUCGUUGAGAAAACAAGGUUUCGAGUGCGAAGUUUGCCACAAAACGAUGAGCACCAGAGCCGGAUAUCGAAACCACCUGGUCAAGAUCCAUAGUGAAAAGCUGGAAGGCGGUUACGAAAGUUGUCCAGAAGAACUGCUGCGCCUACAAUCCCGGAAACGAUUGAAAUGUCCGCUCUGUCAAUCCCAGUUUCACCAACUCUAUAUGCUGAAGUACCACCUUCGGACGCACCAGGUCAAGCAGCAAAACGACAUGGACGGACCGAGGAUCAAGAUGAAAGAUCGCGACUCGACCUGCAAGAUUUGCGGCAAAACCUUCGCUUAUCCUCCGUACCUGGAAAAGCACAUGAAGUUCCACCUAAAAGUUAGAGACUACCAGUGCGAUCUAUGCGAUAAAGCGUUCUACCUCAAGCAAGACCUCCAGAACCACAAAAACUCGGUCCACCUCAAGCACUGCUUUCUCUGUCCGGUUUGCGGAAAAUCAUUCGGCACCAAGAAGUACCUCGACCGGCAUCACCGCCAGCUUCACGAAGCUCCCCGAGAGGACCUAAAGUGCCCGCACUGCUCGAAGCAGAUGAGCUGUCCGGUUGCGUUACGCUACCACGUGAUGACCCACACCGGCGAGAAGAAUCAUCGGUGCGGAGUGUGUGGCGCUGCGUUCCGAAUGCGGUACGAGCUGACCCAGCACAGGAUCAAGGUACAUCGGGAGCGCAUCGAGGGCGUGAAGCUGUACAAGCAGCAGCAGCAGCAGCAGAAGGGAGCGAGGAGGAAGGUGCGGCAGGAGGACGAACAAGUUGAAGUAGGGGAUGGCGAGAUGGAGGAGCUCCAAGUUGACUGAAGAAGACUGGAUGAA
Molecule: messenger RNA, 1821 nt
Organism: Culex quinquefasciatus (southern house mosquito)
Lineage: Eukaryota; Metazoa; Arthropoda; Insecta; Diptera; Culicidae
Product: zinc finger protein 670
Exons: 2
Coding region: 112-1806 (564 amino acids)
Biological process (GO): regulation of transcription by RNA polymerase II
Cellular component (GO): nucleus
Molecular function (GO): DNA-binding transcription activator activity, RNA polymerase II-specific; RNA polymerase II cis-regulatory region sequence-specific DNA binding
Source: RefSeq, a predicted model, not a curated record